AUGCUCGUUGCAUUGCCGGCAAAUGCGACGCACCUCUUCCAGCCCCUGGACGUCGCGUUGUUGAAGCCAUUCAAGGACUGUACGACAGCAAUUGGGAUGGCGUGCACAGCGUACCGACGCACUCUCAUUGACCAGCCUACAAGCGCCGUUAAUGGCUUCAGAGAGUGCGGCAUAUGGCCGUUGUCUAUGGUGCAGCUCAAGUCGCGCUUGACACUGUAUAAGGGCGGUGGGGUCAAGGGCGAGAUUCGGACUGGUUGA
Messenger RNA from Phytophthora sojae, 258 nucleotides. RefSeq lists its product as hypothetical. Bases 1 to 258 code for a protein of 85 amino acids. NCBI's taxonomy places the organism in Eukaryota, Oomycota, Peronosporomycetes, Peronosporales, Peronosporaceae. The record is from RefSeq and is a predicted model, not a curated record. The transcript has 2 exons.